AUGGGUUUGGGCCUUGCUGACCGGAAACUUCCAGAUGUUGUGAGUUGCGAGUUUGAAAUUGCCAGGCAUCAAAUUAGGUUAAACAAGAUUCCGGAAAACGGAGUGCGAAACCUCCGAGAUGAUGUAAACAAGGCUGAAACGAAUAGCUGGGCUAGCGAGGCUAUGAUGUGGCUACGAGUGGUAGAGAAUGAAAGACUAUUGAAGAAAAGGUUUGCUCUGAAAGUCAAAAAGACUUGGAUUGGUGAGGAUAUAAAAGCAUCUGUCGUGUUGUUUUGCUAA
Sclerotinia sclerotiorum 1980 UF-70 is the source of this 279-nucleotide messenger RNA. RefSeq lists its product with no specific name. The record is from RefSeq and is a predicted model, not a curated record. Lineage: Eukaryota; Fungi; Ascomycota; Leotiomycetes; Helotiales; Sclerotiniaceae. The transcript is spliced from 2 exons. The coding region runs from base 1 to 279 and encodes 92 amino acids.